AUGACAGAUGUUAUUAGAUAUGUUACUGACAUUCUUCAAAAUCUUCACGAUGGAAACACAGAGUAUUGCUUGAAUUCACAAUAUCAAGGCCAACAAAAUGAAGAUACAAUAAAAUUGGAUUGUGUAUUAAAGAAAUUAUUAGAGCGUCACUUACAACUUGAAAAACAAGUUACUCAAUAUCAAACAUUUCUCAGCGAGUCGGAUUCAAUUAUGAUCAUAAAUGAUGCAAAUGAAUGUUUAGAAGUGCAAAAUCUUAUUAAUGGCAACAAUCAUCCUAACGUUGUUGCUCCUUCAGAUGAUUUCAACAAAUCUUCUUCAACAUCACCUGUUUUGGUUCAUGAUGAUCAUGUUUGUUUAGAAUGUCUUAACCAGUGUACAACUGUUGCCACAGCUGUUACUUCUGGAGAUUUCAAAAAAAGAGUUACUUGUCCUUAUUCAUCAGGUCCAAUGCUUACUUUAAAAAAUGCAAUUAAUGCCAUGGUUGAAAAAAUUGACAAUGUGGCUUUUGAAUUGAUUCAAGUUGCUCAUGAAGUUGGUGAAGGAAGAUUAGGAAUUCAAGCUAAAAAUCAAUAUUUAGAUGGUGGCUGGAAAGAAAUGAUGAUUCAUCUAAAUCUGAUGGCUAAUAAUCAUUCUGAACAAGUAAGAGAUAUUGCUAAAGUGUGCACUGCCAUAGCACAUGGUGAUUUAAGCAAAAAAAUUACUGUUGAGGUUAAAGGUGAAACCUUUGUACUAAAAAAUACUAUAAAUACUAUGGUAACUAGAGUAGCUAGAGAAGUGGGUACUGAAGGUAUUCUGGGUGGUCAAGCUGUAGUUAAAGAUGUGGGUGGUACUUGGAAAGAAUUAACAGACAGUGUCAAUACAAUGGCAGAAAAUCUCACUUCUCAAGUGCGUGACAUUGUAAAUGUUUCAAAAGCUGUUGCUCAUGGUGAUUUGAGUAAAAAAAUUACUGUUGAUGUUAGGGGUGAAGUCCUUGAAUUAAAAAAUAUGAUUAAUACUAUGGUUGAUCAAUUAUCUAAAUUUGCUGCUAAAGUAACAAAAGUAGCUAGAGAAGUGGGAACUGAAGGAAAAUUAGGUGUUCAAGCCCAAGUUAGGGAUGUAAGGGGAACUUGGAAAGAAAUCACAUCUAAUGUCAAUGCCAUGGCAGCAAAUUUAACUUCUCAAGUACGUGCAUUUGCACAAAUUUCUGUUGCUGCAACUGACGGAGAUUUUACUCAAUUUUUUACUGUUGAUGCAGGUGGUGAAAUGGAUCCUCUUAAAACUAAAAUAAAUCAAAUGGUGUAUAAUAUAAGAAAAAGUAUUCAAAAAAAUACUGCUGCAAGAGAAGCAGCUGAAUUAGCUAAUAGAAGUAAGAGCGAGUUUUUGGCAAAUAUGUCACAUGAGAUUCGCACCCCCAUGAAUGGUAUUAUAGGGAUGACAACCUUGACACUUGAAACAGAGUUAACACGUCAACAACGUGAAAAUUUAACAAUAGUUAGUUCUUUAGCUAAUUCUUUAUUGACAAUUAUUGAUGAUAUUUUGGAUAUUUCAAAGAUUGAGGCUGGACGUAUGACAAUUGAACAAAUUUCAUUUUCACUUCGCUCUGCUGUAUUUGGUGUUUUAAAAACUCUUGCCAUUAAAGCAACUCAAAAGAAACUAGAUCUUAUAUAUGAUGUGAACAAUGGUAUACCCGAUCAAUUGAUUGGUGAUCCCUUACGUUUGAGACAAGUCAUAACAAAUCUUAUAGGGAAUGCUAUGAAAUUUACAAAUGAAGGACAAGUGAUGCUUUCUGUAGAUACAUCAGAAACAGAAGGUGAACAAGUACUUUUGACAUUCUGUGUAAAAGAUACUGGUAUAGGAAUUCAAGCAGACAAAAUUGGACUGAUUUUUGACACUUUUUGUCAAGCUGAUGGAUCUACAACAAGAAAAUAUGGAGGAACUGGAUUAGGACUUUCAAUAUCCAAACGUUUAGUUAACUUGAUGGGUGGUAAUUUAUGGGUCAAGAGUGAGUUUGGUAAAGGUUCCGAAUUCUUUUUCACAGUCAAAGUCACACCUGCUACAACAAAUCCAGAACAAAUUGAACAAAAAAUGUUACCAUGGCAAGGACGUUAUAUAUUAUUUAUUGAUACAUUACAUGACAAAACAGGAAUUGUUAGUAUGAUUGAAAAAUUAGGGCUUAAACCAAAAAUUGCAAAUUCUGUUGAAGAAGCAGCUAUUAUCACAGCAUCUAGAAAAUCAGAUGUACCUUUGUUUGAUACAGUAAUAGUUGAUGAUUUAACUAUAGUUGAAAGAUUACGUAAAAUAACAUAUCUCAGAUAUAUUCCAAUUGUAUUAUUAGCACCUACAAUACCAGAACUAAAUAUGAAGAGUUGUAUAGAUCUUGGAAUUACUUCAUAUAGUAGUACACCAUCAACUUUACCUGAUUUGAUGAAUGCUUUAUUGCCUGCACUUGAAUCUAACUCUUCAAUACCAAGUGAUUGUACAAGACAACAGCCUUUGGAUAUUUUAAUGGCUGAAGAUAAUGUAGUAAAUCAAAAAUUAGCAGUAAAAAUUUUAGAGAAAUUUGGUCAUAAAGUAGAAAUAGUUGCUAAUGGACAAUUGGCUGUUGAAGCCUUUAAAUAUAAAAGAUAUGAUUUGAUCUUAAUGGAUGUUCAGAUGCCUAUAAUGGGUGGUUUUGAAGCGACACAAAAAAUUCGUGAUUAUGAAUCUCAAUAUGGUGGUCAUGUUCCAAUAAUUGCAUUAACAGCUCAUGCAAUGAUAGGAGAUCGAGAAAAAUGCCUUUAUUCAGGAAUGGAUGAAUAUUUACCGUCACCUGAUGAGCGUAAUAACGCUCUUCAAAUAUGUGAAAGUUGA
This is a messenger RNA of Entrophospora candida, 2829 nucleotides long. Lineage: Eukaryota; Fungi; Glomeromycota; Glomeromycetes; Entrophosporales; Entrophosporaceae. The record is from the annotation of a GenBank genome assembly.